UCAUUACUUUCAGUAUUGGGAAGCUGUAAGAGUUUUGGAGAACGUCUUUCUCUCAACUCUAAAGUCUCAAGUCUGAAUUCUGAAGUCUUCGGUUUUCUUUUCUGUGUUGAGUGAAAAAAAAAAUGAAGUGGUGUUUGGUGAAGUGUUUAUGGAUUCCAUUAGUUUUACUAUUACUCCGAUUUCAGCACUGCUGUUGUUUGGGGUGCUUGGAAGAGGAGAGGAUUGCUCUCUUAGAAUUCAAGGCUUCUUGCGAUUGGAGUGCUUUUAGGUCUCAUGAUUAUGAUCAGUUAAUACGCAUAGGUGAUCGCUUCCCACCAUGGGUUGAUGCUGAGAGAGGGAGUAAUAGUAGUGACUGCUGUUCUUGGGAGAGAGUACAGUGUAAUGUUACUACUGGACGAGUCAUCCAACUCUCCCUUGGUGAUAUUCGUGGAGUAUAUGGAAAACCUGAUUUUGAUUCAUAUGCGAGUAGUAGUUGCUAUAUAAAUGCGACCAUAUUUUCUACCUUCAAAGAACUGCAACACCUCGACUUAUCUUAUAAUUUAUUUGAUGGUUGGGUCAAGAAUGAAGGUUUUGAAAGAUUGGGUGGGUUGACACAGCUAGAGCUCCUCGACCUAACAUGGAAUAACUUCAACAACACCAGUAUCUUCUCAUCCCUGGGUGAACUCAAGUCCCUUACAACUUUGUCACUUUCAAAUAAUUGGAUAGAAGGAUCAAUUAAUUUGGAAGCAUUUAUAUCUACUCUUCCGAACAUCAAAUCAUUGGAUCUGAGUUAUACCUUAUGUGAGGGGAUGGCCUCUUCUUCGCAUACAAAACAAGGCUCUACAGUAAGUUUUGUUGGAUUGGGAAAGCUCGAGGCUCUAUAUCUAGAUUGGAAUUAUUUUAACAACAGUAUUCUUCCAUUUUUGGGUGCACUCACAUCCCUCAAGACUCUGUCCCUCGGUUACAACAGUUUUGAAGGAUUGCUUCAUAUGGAAGAAUUAACUAAUCUGCAUAACUUGCAAUCGUUGGAUUUGAGUGGAAAUGGUUUCAAUUGCUCCUUCCAACCAAUAUUACAAGAGUUAGCUAAUAAUCUGCCAAACUUGGAGUCGUUGGAUUUGAGUAGGAAUAACUUCAAUUGCUCCUCAUCCCAGCCAAUAUUCCAAGCUUUGUGUGGAAUGAAGAGGCUUCAAGAGUUGCAUCUUAGUCGGAAUAAUUUUGAAGGGAUCCUUCCUCCAUGUCUCCAAAAUCUGACUUCCCUUAGGACAUUAGAUUUGUCCUAUAACCAAUUCACGGGAAACAUCCAAUCAUCUAUCAUAGCUAGCCUCUCAUCCCUUUCACAAAUUUUUCUGGGCUACAAUGACUUUGAGGGCACAUUCACAUUCAAAUCCUUUGCUAACACUUCAAAACUUGAGGUAAUUGACUUUAGAAGUGCCGGAAGCAAAUUAGAGGUAGAAACUGAACAUCCCCCUUGGGUUCCUCUUUUCCAAUUGAAGACAUUGCGGUUGUCAAAUUGCAGUCUUAACAAGCAAAGUAAUAAUGAUUUCCCCAGUUUUCUCUCUACUCAGUACAACUUAAGAGAAAUUGAUCAUUCACAUUGCAACUUAAGCGCUCAGCUCCCACCUUGGUUACUCGAGAACAAUAAAUUGUUAGAAUCUCUAAACCUGAGAGAUAACUCAUUGAGGGGUCAUUUUCUCUUACCAUCUUAUGUCCACAUUGCUGCAAGGAGUAUAGAUAUUUCGAAUAAUUGCAUUGAUGGAUUGCUUCAAGAGAACAUUGGUUACAUUUUUCCAAAUGCAGAGUAUUUGAAUUUAUCUGUGAAUACUUUUGAGGGUGGCAUUCCUUCAUCAAUUGGUAAUAUGAGCUAUUUGUCUGGUUUAGACUUGUCUAACAAUAAUUUUAUUGGUGAAAUUCCAAAGCACAUGGGCAUUGGUUGCAGCAAGUUAGUUGUCUUAGGACUUUCAAAUAAUGAACUGCAAGGUCAAGUUUUUCCUGCAGAUUUUAAUUUGACUCAGUUAGAGAGUUUAUAUUUGGAUAACAACUCAUUUUCAGGAGAUAUCUUAAGAGGAUUAUCCAAGUGCCUCAACCUAUGGAUAUUGGAUAUUAGUAACAAUCAGCUAACAGGUAGAAUUCCUAGUUGGAUGGGCAACCUUACAUCUUUGACGGUGCUUAAAAUGCGGGGCAAUCUUUUACAAGGAAAUAUUCCAAUUGAAUUUCAAGUAUUUAGGUUGUUGGAAUUUCUUGACCUUUCAGAAAACCAUCUUUCAGGAUCCAUAGUAUCAAUAUUGAAUUCAACAAAUUUACAAUACCUCCAUUUGCAAGGAAAUGGAUUCAUAGGUUCACCAUCAAUUGCUCUUAUCAACAACUCAAAUUUGUUGACAUUGGACAUACGAAAUAACAACUUAUGUGGUGGUAUUCCUGAUUGGAUAGCUUCCCUUUCUGGUUUGAGGAUUCUGUUGUUGCAAGGAAAUCAUUUAAAUGGCCCAAUUCCAAAUAAUUUUUGCCAAUUGGAAUGGAUACGCUUAAUGGAUCUUUCUCAUAAUAGCUUAUCUGGAUCAAUACCCCAAUGUUUCAAUAACAUUUCAUUUGGGAGGGGGAUAGAGAAGGAAUCUAUAUCUAACAUCAAAUAUGAAGGAUUUUGGGGGCUUGGGCCAAAUUCAAAGACGGAAGCUUGGGUUGGUGUAGCAGAAGAAAUAGAAUUCAUGACAAAAAAUAUGUAUUUUUCAUACGAAGGUGGAAUCCUUAAUUUCAUGUCUGGGAUGGAUUUAUCAUUCAACAAUCUCACGGGUGAUAUCCCACAUGAAAUAGGAACUUUAAGUGGAAUUCAUGCAUUAAACUUAUCACACAACAAGCUAACGGGAUCCAUUCCAAAAACCUUCUCCAAUCUAGAGCAGAUAGAAAGCCUUGACCUAUCCUAUAAUAAGUUGACUGGAGAAAUCCCUUCAGAAUUGACUGUACUAAACUUUUUGGCAGUCUUCACUGUGGCACACAACAACUUAUCUGGUAAGACACCAGAUAUGAAGGGACAAUUUGCAACGUUCAGUAGCACCAGUUAUGAGGGAAAUCCAUUCCUUUGUGGUAUGCCUUUACCAAAUACUUCUUCCUGCUCUUUCAAUGGAGAAUCAACCAACACAUCUACAACAACUUCAAAUGAUGUGGGGAACAAGUAUGACAUUGAUAUGACUGCUUUUGCUAGUAGUUUUGCUGCUUCAUAUGUCGUGUGCUUGUUGGGACUUGCCACUAUUCUCUACAUCAAUCCUUAUUGGCGAAGAAUGUGGUUUCAUUUCAUCGGAGGAUGCAUAUACUCAUGUCAUGAUUUCCUCUCUGAUACUUACUAUAAGCUAUGCAUCCAUGUACGUAGAUUUCGUAUGCUUAUUUGGAAAACUUUAAUUGAGUGAUGGCUUACUUAUUUGUUC
Molecule: messenger RNA, 3392 nt
Organism: Macadamia integrifolia
Lineage: Eukaryota; Viridiplantae; Streptophyta; Magnoliopsida; Proteales; Proteaceae
Product: receptor-like protein 15
Exons: 7
Coding region: 123-3374 (1083 amino acids)
Molecular function (GO): protein binding
Source: RefSeq, a predicted model, not a curated record